UCGUGAUAAAAUUGUAUCUGAAAUGAGACAGUUAGAGGAGAAAACAUUUCGCGCUACCGCCUAUUCCGAUAGAAACGAAUUUGCUUUAAAUUAUUCGAUAAGAAUCGGCCGUGGAAUAUUGAGAGUGAUCGGCGCUUGGCCACUCUAUAAAGAAAAUUCAAACAUCGAAAAGUUCUAUAGCUAUUUUGCAAAGGGCUUUUGUUAUUUUCUCUUUACCUUUCUACUCGUACCAGGGCUGCUUCGAAUUUUCUUCAUAGAACAAAAUACACGCAUACGGCUGAAGAUCUUUGGUCCUCUCUGCUCGUGUUCGAUAAACGCUAUGAAAUAUAGUAUAUUAAUAACGCGGGGGAAAAAGAUUCAAGAAUGUAUGAAGCAUGUUAGGGAGGAUUGGAAAAAAAUAGUGUUGAAAAAGGAUUAUGAAUCAAUGAUGUCGCAUGCCAAGAUUGGAAGGACUUUGGCGUUGAUGUCAGUCUCUUUUCUGUAUGGCGCUGGAAUGUCUUAUCGUACUAUUUUACCUCUUACAAAAGGCAAACUCACCAUCGGUAAUCUCACAAUAUGACCCCUUGCUUGUCCGAGUUACUUCGUAAUAUUCGAUGAGCAAAAAUCGCCAGCUUACGAGCUCGUCUUUUUUGGACAAUUUCUUGCUGGCUUCGCCGUCUACUCGGUAGCUUGUGGCGUUUGUGGUUUAGCGACCUUUCUGAUCAUGCACGCGUGUGGCCAACUCGAAAUUCUUAUGAGAAUGAUGAGAGACAUUGUCGACGGGAAAGACGACGUCGAUGAUACUGAUCCGGAUACGCGUAUCGCUGAGGUAAUUAGACAUCAAAUCCGAUCCAAGAAUUUUGUAAAGGAAGUAGAAGAGAUUCUGCAGUACAUGUGCAUGGUAGAGAUCUUGGGUUGUACUAGUCUCGUUUGUCUUGUUUUGUAUUACGUUAUCAUGGAGUGGGAAAAUAGUGAUACGACCGGAUUAAUUACAUAUUUCAUUUUUCUCCUAUCUUUCGCUUUCAACAUGUUUAUUUUUUGUUACAUCGGCGAGCUUCUUUCGGAACAGGGUGCGAAAGUCGGAAUAACUUCUUGUACUCUUGAAUGGAAUCGUCUUCCGACGAAAAGUGCUCAAAGCCUAAUAUUGAUAAUAUUAGCGUCGAAUCAUCCGAUAAAAAUCGUAGCCGGUAAAUUGAUGCACAUGUCAUUCAGAAAUUUCAAUAACCAGGAUUAUGAGAAUAUGUCAUCUCGAGGCAAACUUGGAAGAUCUUUGACGAUACUGUCAACUUGCUUGACGUAUGGUGCAAUUUUAUUUAACCGUGUGCUAAUACCACUCUCCAAAGGGAACAUAAUUGUAAACAACGUUACGAUAAGACGAUUGCCUCUUCCAAGUUAUUACAUUUUUUUCGACGUGCAGAAAUCACCAGUUUACGAAUUCAUUUACUUUGCUCAAAUAUUUACUGGAUUCGUUGUUUUCACCAUCGCUACGGCCGUAUUCGCUUUAACGACAUAUUUUAUCAUGCAUAUCUGCGGUCAAAUUGAUAUUCUGAUAAGAGAAAUUCAGGAUAUCGAGACGGCGAACUCGGACGUUGAAAAUGCUGACAAACUCAUCCGCUUGGCGAUUCAGCAUCAGAUACAAAUUAAAAGCUUUUUGAAAAAAGUAAUGCAGAUUGUAGAGUACAUGUGCCUAGUGGAAAUACUUUCUUGCAUGCUCAGUAUUUGCGUCGUCCUUUACGCUUUGAAUAGGGAUUAUACUUAUAGCGUAAUAUCUUUAAUAGGGUAUUCAACAGUCAUCAUAUCGUUCACUUUCAACCUUUUCAUUUUUUGUUACAUUGGAGAAAUUCUGGAUACUCAGAAUAUGAAAGUCAUAGCAGUUUCAAGAACGCUCGACUGGCAUAAUCUCCUCCUUAAAUCUGCCAAAAAUUUGGUAAUAGUAAUACUUGCAGCGAAUGAUCCACAGAAGUUAAUAGCAGGCAAGUUUGUGGCCCUGACAUUGAGUAACUUCACUACGAUGUUUAAAACAGCUAUCGGAUACUUCAAUAUUCUUCGAAAUACUACUUCGUAGUUGUAUCGAGCUUUGAUCUCAAUAGAUACGAUUAGGGACUAUUAAUAUCUAUGUUACACAAUAAACAAACUU
Molecule: messenger RNA, 2116 nt
Organism: Vespa mandarinia (Asian giant hornet)
Lineage: Eukaryota; Metazoa; Arthropoda; Insecta; Hymenoptera; Vespidae
Product: odorant receptor 10-like
Biological process (GO): sensory perception of smell; detection of chemical stimulus involved in sensory perception of smell
Cellular component (GO): plasma membrane
Molecular function (GO): olfactory receptor activity; odorant binding
Source: RefSeq, a predicted model, not a curated record